UGAAACGAGGGGGACGAACCAGAGAUUGAACUUGUGUCGAAUUGCUUUCAAUGGUGUGAUUUAUAUGUAGGGUUUCGAAUUUCAAUUACUAAAUCCUAAUCGUAUUAUGAUUCAGACUGCGUCACAACUGUAUACUGUAUAUGAUAUGAAUCAUAUGAUAGGUUAAAUCAUGGAGAGAUUGAGAUUACGGACGUCACAAGGAUUAGGAAUCCUUAUUAUAUUCUUACAAACUUUCUUUCAAUCAUCUUCGGGUACAAAUACUGACAAGCAACAGAGUUUUCUGCAAAAUCCUGACACCAUGACGGUCAUGAAGAGAUGCCACUACGACGUGCUGGGUCUUCAACGCGACUGUUUAGAGGAGCAAAUCCGAUCGGCAUACCGGAAGCUCGCCAAAGAGCGCCACCCUGACAAGAGGUUCCAGUCCGGACUGAGCGUGGAGAAAGCCACGGCCAAGUUCCAAGAACUCGUUAAUGCCUACAACGUCCACUCCGACCCGUUAUCCCGUGUCCAGUACGACCGACAGGUCCACCACCGCCGUAUCAUCUUUUCCAAUGCGAGACCCAAACCAACACCAAAGCGCGAACCGACCCGGAAACCCAACACUAAACAACCAGCCAAAUUUCCAAUCCCCAACUUCUCAUUCAUGUCCAACACUGAUUUCUCGGGUUACGGCGCCACUGGGAACGGGUUCUACAAGGUGUAUUCGGAUAUAUUUAACAAGAUACACGAAAUCGAGGUGGAAUUUGUGAAAUUUUCCGGGGCGAGUUUGAGAUCGGUUCCGGAGGCUCCGAAUAUGGGGAAUUCGGAUACUCCAUAUAAGGCAGUUAAGGGGUUUUAUGAAUACUGGCUAGGGUUUAGUACGGUCAUGGAUUUCGGGCACAAUGACAAGGAGAUGAUCAAGAGGCUGAAGGCGAGGCAGGAACACAAUCGGCGCGUGAGGAGUUUGGCAGCGAUUGCAAUGGAGAAAGACAAGAGAAUGAUUGAGGUGGUAGAGAAGAACGAGAAGGAGAAGGAGAAGUCGAGGCAAUGGAUGGAAUGGAUCGUGAAGAACAAAGUGGAGACGGAGGAUGUGCGGCAGUGGAGAGAAAAGAUGCAGGAGCAGAUGAUGCAGAGACGAAGGAGGUUUGAGGCACGGCCAAUUUGAUUCUUGAGGAGGUAUAGUUCCACAAUGUUAUUCUAACUGUGAACUAGAUUUCAUUGAAAUUUGUGCAUUUUUUUGUUGUUGAAGUCAAUUUGAUUUGGUUUUUUUUUUCCUUGUUAAUCGAGAACACUUAUCAUGUGGAUAUCGGAUAUGAGUCUAAAUCGGACGGACU
Molecule: messenger RNA, 1313 nt
Organism: Tripterygium wilfordii
Lineage: Eukaryota; Viridiplantae; Streptophyta; Magnoliopsida; Celastrales; Celastraceae
Product: DNAJ protein JJJ1 homolog
Exons: 2
Coding region: 170-1144 (324 amino acids)
Source: RefSeq, a predicted model, not a curated record